UUUCAAAACGCGAGCCCCGAUGAUUCGCCGUAUGUUGGUGCCAACAAAACUAAACAAAAAUCUCUUGAGAUUCAGAACAACGGUUUUAACCGAUAUCAACGCGAGGAGUAGGUCGGAAGACGGGAAUGUGGCUGACAGCGGUGUGAUAGGUGUUAAACGGAUGUACGAGAGGAUAGAGGAGAAGGAUGAUGAGCUUGAAGAGGGUGAGGUGUACAUGAAAAGAACUCGGGUGAUUGGCGAGGUGCAUUGGGCUGAAAAGCGUUUGAUGCAUGUGGAUGGUGAUAUUGUUGCCGAUGGGGUGGCAGGAAGUGAUGCAGGCUCUGAGGAAAGGGAUGAUGAGAAAAGGAGCGGCCAAAAAAGAACAUCAUUAAGCGAGAAAAAGUAUUUUUUGUACGACAGCACGGACACAAGUGUGGAGACCGAAGAACAAAGCACUGUUAAACAGAAUAAGAACCACGUACACCCUCUCAAACGUCCUGUUCAGGCAUCAAACCGCAGAACAGAUGGUUCAAAGCAGUCAAACUACCGCUCACAGGUGUGCAAGUUCUUUCUUACCCAUUCGUGUACGAAAGGUGAUGCAUGCAGCUAUUCGCACGAUGUUAAACGAUUUCCAUGUAAGGCAUUUCAUGUGAAAAGGAACUGCACCAGGAAAAAUUGCAUGUUUUCACAUGAGCCUGUUAGCGUGGCUGAGCUCAACAGAAUGGCCGAAGAUGAAAGGCGAGAUACCAGUGACUUUGUUUCUCCCUUCUAGACAUAUUAUUUUUACUUAACUGCUUUGUUUCAUUCUUUUAACAUAUUAUGAUGCUUUUACCUCUUCUGUACAAUUCUGCCAUGUACAAUUUACUAUGAUGCAUCUCAACCAUCACCUCGCUGUUUUAGUUUUCUGUUUUGUCUGAUUGCGAGCUGUUCACGGACUGCUACCUCGAACAUUCUGAUCGAGCGGAAUAGAUGCCAUGUUGUCAUUAC
Molecule: messenger RNA, 966 nt
Organism: Vavraia culicis subsp. floridensis
Lineage: Eukaryota; Fungi; Microsporidia; Pleistophoridae
Exons: 1
Coding region: 20-751 (243 amino acids)
Biological process (GO): negative regulation of DNA-templated transcription
Cellular component (GO): nucleus
Molecular function (GO): metal ion binding; RNA binding
Source: RefSeq, a predicted model, not a curated record